Messenger RNA from Pseudopipra pipra, 3144 nucleotides. RefSeq names its product 2',3'-cyclic nucleotide 3' phosphodiesterase (gene CNP). Gene Ontology annotation, molecular function: 2',3'-cyclic-nucleotide 3'-phosphodiesterase activity. The transcript has 4 exons. Bases 128 to 1396 code for a protein of 422 amino acids. The record is from RefSeq and is a predicted model, not a curated record. Gene Ontology annotation, biological process: cyclic nucleotide catabolic process. NCBI's taxonomy places the organism in Eukaryota, Metazoa, Chordata, Aves, Passeriformes, Pipridae. Gene Ontology annotation, cellular component: membrane; cytoplasm.
CGGCCCGGCCCCGCGGGGCGGGCGGGCCCCGGGGCUAUGAAAGGGGCCGCGGCCGCGCCCCCCCCAGAGCCGCUUCCACGCCGCGCCGCUGUCCACCGGCGGCCGCCCCGGAGCCGCUGCCCUCACCAUGAACAGAGGCUUCUCCAAGAAGAGUCACACCUUCCUGCCUAAAAUAUUUAGAAAAAUGUCUACUCAAUCAGCGAAAGAGAGACCCGAGAGUUUGCAGUUCCCAUUCCUUGACGACGAAGACACCAUCUCCACCCUCAAGGAAUCCAAAACCUUUUUCAUCCUCCGGGGCCUGCCUGGCAGCGGGAAGUCCACCCUGGCCCAGGCCAUCCACGAUCGGUACAAAGACGCCUGCAAGGUCAUCUCUGUCGAUCACUAUAAAAUCACACCGGUAAUAAGAAGCUCCAUUCCUGAAGAGUACUCCAAGGUGGACGAGGAUCUAGUUGACUAUUGCAAACGGGAGAUCAGCGUCAUCGUUUUGGAUGACACUCACCACGAGCGGGAACGGCUGGAGCAGCUCUUUGACAUUGCUGACAAGUACCGGUACAAAGUCAUCUUCGCCGAGCCCAAAACCCCCUGGCGCUUGGAUUGUCCCCAGCUGAAGGACAAGAAUCAGUGGAAACUGUCUGCGGAAGAGCUGAAGAAGAUGAAGCCAAGCUUGGAGAAGGAAUUCCUCCCCAUGUAUUUUGGGUGGUUUUUGAGCAAAAGAAGUUCAGAGAUCCUGAGAAAGGCUGGCCAGGCCUUCUUGGAUGAGCUCGGGAGUCUCAAAGCCUUCAAAAAGGAGAGUAAAUACUUUGCUUCUGCUAUCGAUGAUCCCAAAAUAAAAAUAGAUCUCACCAGCUACUUCGUGAAGAGGCCACCUGGGGUCCUGCACUGCACCACGAAAUACACCGAGUUCGGGAAAGCAGCUGGAGCUGAGGAAUACGCGCAGCAGGAAGCCGUCAAGGCUUCCUACGGCAAAGGCUUCACCCUCUCCAUCUCGGCGCUGUUCAUCACCACAAAGACUGUCGGGGCUCGCAUCGAGCUGAGCGAGCAGCAGCUGCUGCUCUGGCCCGGGGACGCCGACAAGAUCCUGCCCACGGACAACCUGCCGCGGGGCAGCCGGGCCCACAUCACCCUCGGCUGCGCCAACGGCGUCGAGGCCGUCCAGACCGGGCUCGACCUGCUGGAGUUCGUGAAGCUGGAAAAGGCGGGGAACAAAGGGGAGCAAGUGGGGGAAAUUGGAGGAGGGAAACUGCUGUAUUUUGAUAACGGUAUGUGGAUGCUCAACCUCUCUAAAAAGAUCGAUGUGAGGGCGAUAUUCUCGGGAUACUACGGGAAGGGAAAACUCGUGCCAACGCAGAGCACCAACAAACGGGGAUCUGCCUUUAGCUCCUGCACCAUCAUCUAGGAGCACGGGGCAGGGCAGCUCCUCGGUUUGUUUUUAAAAGGCAAGUAACUCCUGUAACCUUAAAGUGUAAAGAGAAAUAAUUGUACCUUUACUAAAGUCAACCCUUCUGCCCACCCCAGUGUGAAGCCUCUGGGGAGUUAUCAGCCUCAGGACAAGGAAGAAAACAAGCAACUCCUGACUGAAACUGUCAUGGAUUUUAACGGGAGAGUUUUGGAGGGAACCAGCCAGGGUGUCCUGCUUGUUUUCUUCCUUGGAGGAAGAUCAACUCUGGGCUUUUAUCGCUUCCCUCUGAACCACAAUCGUUCGAUCUUUACCUGUUGGCACUGACCAAAGCCCGUUGGUCGCUGCUCUGAAGCUGAGGGAACUGCAGGAUGUCCCUCCCCUCCCACACCCAGGGACUGACAUCGGCUGCAGCCGAUUACGGGGUCAGAACCAGCGCGUGGCUCACUCCUGUCAGGGGUGAUCCCUUACCAAGGGUUUGGCCCCUAAGGACAGACCUUGCUGAGGGCAGCAGGUCCCAGCAGCCCCAAUCUCAGGCUGGUCCCACAGCUGCCCAGCUCCAGCCCAGCUCCUCCUGGAGGAGGGCACAGUGCCAGGUGAUGUCUUAAAGACACCGACCACAGACUUAGGGGGAAACAAGUGAAACGCCAGGACAGGCAGCCAGUUCCGGCCACUUCCCCCUACCUGGGCUGGACCAAGCACUGUCCCGUGUCCUUGUCCUGUAGGGAACAAUCCUGCCUUGGCAGGGAGUGGAAGAGAUGAACUAACAUCUUUUCCAUCUUAUUUGAUAGAAACUAAAAUCAUGUCUGAAGUACAGAACUGCACUUCAUGCAAGAUUUUACUCCCUUCCUCUAAUGCACCUGAAUGUUAAGAGUUAGGCUGGAGUAACCCCGUAGCGUAGGAAGCGGAGGCACCGUAACCGCAUAACUCAAGUCUGCUCAAACCUAAACCCUGGCUGGAAGUUACUGACCCAGCACUUCUGUCAUUAAAUGUUUGACUGAAACCUGUGUUUGUGCUCCACCAGGCCCUGGUCCAGCAGGGCGGUGGCUCCUGGGCACUAUUUAAUAUGAAGCUCCACUGAUGGUCCCAGGUCAGGUCCCAGCUCGGCCUCCGGCUCUGGCUCAGGGCCUGGGGAGCUGCAGAGUGACAUUAACCCACACUAACACUGUAAAUACUGACCGUGUUUGAGGCGUGGGCUGGGCUGGGGCUGUCACUGGGCACAGCUCGCCCGAGCCCAACACUGCCGGGGUAAGGAGUGUUUCUCCUCCAAACGUUGAGGCCAAAAGCAGGGAGAGCUCUGGGGCUUGUCUGGAACCAAACACUCUGCUAGGAAAGCAAAAUAGUUCCUGCUGUUCCAAAAUGAAGAAUGAUAAUAAGUUCCCAUUAUAACAUAAAAAAAGUGAGCUAUAAACCCACCUAGAUCACCUGUGACCCUCCCUGCCCUCAAUGGAGAAAUCCUUCCAGCUCCCACACCAGCGGCAGCCGAGUGCCCAGUGCUCAGCCAGGGCCUCUCCUGACAGAACCUCAAGGGUUUGCUCCAACAAAGCUCAAAAACACCCUUUGGCAGCACCUGCCCAGGGGCCAACUGAGCCCACACCCCCAGCAUCCAGAUCACUCCAGCACUGGAAUGCACGGCUGGAACAUCUCCUUCAUCUGCCUGUUCAAGAACAACAGUGACACUGUCGUCGUUUGAGUUUUUAUUAGUUUGUACAUCAUAUACAGUUUAUAAUAAAGUAAAACCGAUUGCA